This is a messenger RNA of Andrographis paniculata, 2744 nucleotides long. Its product is annotated as exocyst complex component EXO84C. Gene Ontology annotation, biological process: exocytosis; Golgi to plasma membrane transport; intracellular protein localization. NCBI's taxonomy places the organism in Eukaryota, Viridiplantae, Streptophyta, Magnoliopsida, Lamiales, Acanthaceae. Gene Ontology annotation, cellular component: exocyst. The coding region runs from base 227 to 2581 and encodes 784 amino acids. The transcript has 7 exons. The record is from RefSeq and is a predicted model, not a curated record.
CUCCAACUCCAUCUCCAUCUAUCUAUUUGUUUGUCAGCACAGCACAGCUCAACUGAUGCUCAUCAGAUUCAAACCGGAAUCACCUCCUCUGUGUCCCCCUCCCUCCCUCCCUCCCGUACCUUGAAAACAAAGCCCCACUCCACUCCACUCUCCCGUGCUCUUUCCUCCUAAUUCUCGCAUUGCGCUUCCACUUUAUACUUCUCUCUUACCUUUGCAAAUAAUUAAUAUGAAAAUGGUGGACAGCAGCGAAGAAGAAGAUGACUUCCCUUCCAUGGAAAAUGUCACUCCGCAAUCCAAGAUCGACACUCUCUAUCAGUCCAAAACCGAAAAGGGAAUCAGAAAGAUCUGUUUUGAGCUUCUGGAUUUGAAGGAUGCCGUUGAGAACUUGUGCAGCAACACACGCACAAAGUAUUUGGCUUUUUUGAGGCUAUCAGAUGAAGUAGUUGAAAUGAAGCAUGAGUUAAAUGAGCUUGACAAUCUUAUUUCCAAUCAUAAGAAUCUUGUGCGGGAUCUGAUGAGUGGCGUAUUUCAAGAAUUGGAAGAAUGGAAGCAGGCUGGUGGUGUUGCCCUGGAAGCUGGUGGUGAUUCUGAUGCUUACGCACUUGAAAAUAUUUUCUCAUCUGAAGUAGAGGAUCAAAGAGUGCAAUUUUUGGAGCAUGUUGAUGUUCUUCUGGCAGAACAUAAAAUUGAAGAAGCUAUAGAUGCAAUUGAUGCUGAAGAGCGAAAUCAUCCAGAGCUGAAAGGAUCAGGGGACAAAGCAGCUGAUGAAGGCUCCUCCUUUAAGGCUGCUUUAUUGAAGAGAAAAUCAAUGCUUGAGAACCAGCUCCUUGAAAUCAGUCAGCAGCCCUUAGUUGGUAUUUUGGAGCUGAAGAAGGUGUUAUCUGGUUUGCUGAAGCUUGGGAAAGGUCCUUCUGCACACCAUAUAUUUCUGAAAUCUUAUGGAUCACGCCUGCAGAGGAGCAUAGAAGAUUUUCUUACUUUAUGUCCUUGCUAUCCUGAAACAUAUCCAGCUACAUUAUCUAACCUUGUCUUCUCAAUGAUUUCAUUGGCAACUAAAGAAUCUGGCCUGAUGUUUGGUGACAAUCCUAUUUAUAGUAGUAAAGUCGUGCAGUGGGCGGAGUGGGAAAUAGAAUCACUGGUCAGGUUGGUUAAGGAAAAUGCACUGCCUUCUGAGACGUCUUCUGCCUUACGUGCAGCAAGCGUAUGCGUUCAGGCCAGUCUAAACCAUUGCUCCGCCUUGGAAGUGCAGGAUUUGAAACUAACGAAGUUGCUUCUGGUGCUUUUGCAACCUUAUGUGGAGGAAGUUCUGGAAUUAAAUUUCCAAAGGGCCAGAAGAGUGGUUCUUGAUUUGAAUGGAGGUGAUGAGAAGAUUCCUUUAUCUCCUCGCUUUGCAUCUCCUCUUUCUACUUUUGCAGCUUCAUCUGAUCGCGUACUUGUUGAUUGUGGAAUGAGAUUUAUCUUUGUUGUCAAGGAAAUAGUGGAGCAGCUAACUCGCCUGGUUAUCGUGCAUUUUGGAGGGAAUAUAUUGACAAGAAUUUCACAGCUUUUUGAUAAGUAUGUUGAAGUCUUGAUAAAGGCCUUACCUGGCCCCACUGAAGAUGACAAUUUGACAGAACUAAAGGACUCUAUACCUUUCAAAGCUGAGUCAGAUUCCCAGCAGCUUGCAUUAUUGGGAUCUGCCUUUACUAUUGCUGAAGAAUUGUUGCCUAUGUUGGUGUCACGGAUUUGGAAUGUUUUGAAUGAAAGCAAAGAGGCAGGAAGUGGACUUGCUGAUAGUGUCUUGCCUCCUAUAAAUAGUUCUAUUGACCUUAAAGAUUGGAGACGGCAAAUUCAGCAUUCUCUUGACAAACUCAGAGAUCAUUUCUGUCGGCAAUAUGUUCUGAGUUAUAUUUAUUCAAGAGAUGGAGAGAGCCGAUUAGACGCUCACAUAUAUUUAGGUGGAAAAGGAAAAGAUUUGAUCCACAACCCUGAUCCUCUCCCUUCAUUGCCAUUCCAGGCACUAUUUGGGAAGCUGCAGCAACUGGCAGUUGUUGCUGGAGACCUUUUGCUAGGAAGAGAUAAAAUACAGAAGGUUUUGCUAGCUAGGCUGACAGAGACAGUAGUGAUAUGGCUGUCAGAUGAGGAGGAAUUUUGGGGUGUUCUGGAGCACAAUUCAGCUCCUCUUUGGCCAGUUGGAUUGCAGCAGCUGGUACUCGACAUGCACUUCACUGUUGAAAUUGCCCGGUUUGCUGGCUAUCCAUCUAGGAACAUGCACAAGAUAUCCUCUGAAAUAAUUGCUCGAGCAGUCAAAGCGUUCUCGGCUAGGGGAGUAGACCCACAAAGUGCACUUCCUGAGGAUGAAUGGUUUGUGGAGACUGCAAAAGGGGCAAUUAAUAAGCUUCUGAUGGGGGGUUCCGGGUCGGAUCCAUCAGAGGUUGAUGAUGAGGAAGAUGAUGAUGAGCACAUAAUCAUGGAUGAUGAAGUUAUCUCAGAUUCUGAUGAUUCUCCUUCAUCCCUCUCUUCAGUUGAAAGUGAGGAGUCAUUUGCUUCUGCCAGAAUGGAAGAACUGGAUAGCCCCGUUUUAACUGAUUCUGAGAAUUGAGGCUGGCAUUCAAUUAGUUAAAUUGGUAUUACAGGAAAAUAUUGUAGCUUGAUGCCCAUGCCCUGAAUGCAAAAUUAAUGAAUACUGAAGUUAACUAUGUGCAGCAGCAAUGAUUAGAAGUUAUAUUAAAAGGAAAUACCAUGCACAAUUUAUUAUAUUUCAA